Molecule: messenger RNA, 969 nt
Organism: Macroventuria anomochaeta
Lineage: Eukaryota; Fungi; Ascomycota; Dothideomycetes; Pleosporales; Didymellaceae
Exons: 1
Coding region: 58-969 (303 amino acids)
Source: RefSeq, a predicted model, not a curated record
GCCAACCCAACUGGAAGAUCUGGUUCCAUACCCCGUCAACGCGACAGUUUACUCACCAUGACGCUCCCGCUGACCGACUCUGAAGACGGUCAUGUUGCCAUCCACCUUCCUCACACUGCCGCGCUGGGCUUUUGCAGCGACGUCCCUGAUGCUAUUGAUGACAGCAAAAACUCCUUCCCACUCAAGCUCACUAUCGCACUCCAGCCAAAGACGUUGCCUGUCAGAGAUGAGAUCGCUGUCGAUUUCUGCAAGCAAGUGCGCAAACAUGGCAAUAUGUCAUCGCCAACAACGAAGCAAUCAACAUCAGUCCUCGAAACGAACUCAUCACUACACACAAGCACUCCUCCGUUGGACCUCGAAGAAACAACCUCAUCUCAAUCAACGAAAUCAAAGCCAAUAUCAACCGUAGUGGUAACCACAUAUAAGCCCUCGUCAACCGCGUCAAUCACGGCCCACACGGCUUUCAGCCUGCCAGAUUCGCUAGCUACCCACCCCAGUGAAACAGUUGAUCCGGGCCACACGAGCAAGCAGCACCCGUGGAUGGAAGCCGUCAACAGCGCGCUGUCAACCGCUGCACCAGUGAUGCGUUCGAGCGUAGAACAUGUGCCCACUGCCGUAGCAACCUCCGUUGCAAGUAGACUGCACUCUUCUUUCCUUCUCCGACGCUUGACGCCCCAUCACUGGAGUCAUGCGAAGCGGCAUCAAGCACCGCCAGGAAAUGCCACUACGAACAGCAGCGAGGAACCCCCAGGCAGCCUUUCCUUCUGCGGAGCUAAGCUACCUGCAAGCAGUGCUAGUAGCCACGUGGGCUCCGACGAGGCAGUCGAAUCGGAGCAGAGCAGGCAGUGGUGCGUGGGGCAAAAGUACGAUCCGCGCAUCAGGAGGGUCAUGAUUGCGGGAUGGGUGAUGGGUGGGUUGAUGGUGUUGCAGGCGGCGAGGGAUUUUGCGAGGAACACCCGGGGUGUAUGA